UUAUUUCAUUUCUGCUCGUCAUCAGUGAGAAAAGGCAGAAGUUUAUGAGAGACUUUCCUCUUGAGUUGAUGCUGAAGCUCAACCCGCAGAACUUUAAUACACAAACACACACAGACACUUUUCUUUUGUUUUCUUGACGCGCAUGCACGUGAAACCAGGAACAUUCUCCCGUUUUUCUUUUCUUUCUUGUUUUGGGAACCGCUUCAUGUGUGUUUGCCAGGAGAAAGGGAUCUGCGGGACAUCUCCUCCGUAAGGAUCCACAGAAACAGGCCGACCGUCUUUAAAUCAGAUCUGCAUUCAGACCGGACUGAUUGGGUGUGCCGGUAACUAUGGCGACAAGAGGCCACGCCUCCAGCUCAUUAAUGAGUAACCACACCAAAGAGCGAGUGACUAUGGCCAAGGUGACGCUGGAGAACUUCUACAGUAACCUCAUAGCCCAACACGAGGAACGAGAGAUGAGGCAACAAAAACUGGAGAAAGUUAUGGAUGAAGAAGGACUGCCUGAUGAAGAGAAAUGUGUGCGGCGUUCUCAACACGCUCGCAAAGAGACCGAGUUUCUCCGUCUGAAGAGAACCAGACUGGGUUUAGAUGACUUCGAGUCUCUGAAGGUGAUUGGACGAGGAGCGUUUGGAGAGGUGCGUUUGGUGCAGAAGAAAGACACGGGUCACGUGUACGCCAUGAAGAUUCUCCGUAAAGCCGACAUGCUGCAGAAAGAGCAGGUGGGUCACAUCCGUGCGGAGCGAGACAUCUUGGUGCAGGCAGACAGUUUGUGGGUGGUGAAGAUGUUCUACAGCUUUCAGGAUAAAAUGAAUCUCUAUUUGCUGAUGGAGUUUCUGCCAGGAGGUGACAUGAUGACCUUACUGAUGAAGAAAGACACGCUGACUGAAGAAGAGACUCAGUUCUAUGUGGCUGAAACGGUUCUGGCUAUCGACUCCAUCCAUCAGAUGAGCUUCAUUCACAGAGACAUCAAACCAGACAACCUGCUGCUCGACUCAAAGGGUCAUGUCAAGUUGUCUGAUUUCGGUUUGUGCACGGGACUCAAAAAAGCUCAUCGGACCGAGUUCUACAGGAACCUGAGUCACAGCCACUCCAAUGAUCUGACGUUCCAACACAUGAACUCCAAGAGAAAAGCAGAGACGUGGAAGAGGAACAGAAGACAGCUGGCUUUCUCCACAGUGGGGACUCCGGAUUACAUCGCGCCAGAGGUCUUCAUGCAGACUGGAUAUAACAAGCUCUGUGAUUGGUGGAGCCUGGGCGUCAUUAUGUACGAGAUGCUGAUCGGUUAUCCUCCGUUCUGCUCUGAAACUCCUCAGGAGACGUACAAGAAGGUGAUGAGCUGGAAGGAGACACUGGUUUUCCCGCCGGAGGUGCCGAUCUCGGAGCGAGCUAAGGAACUGAUCCUCAGGUUUUGCUGUGAAGCCGAUCAUCGCAUCGGAGCGGCCGGCGUUGAAGAGAUCAAGAGAAACGCGUUCUUUGAAGGGGUGGACUACGAUCACAUCAGAGAGAGACCUGCUGCCAUCCCUAUCGAGAUCAAAAGCAUUGAUGACACAUCAAACUUCGACGAGUUUCCAGAGUCUGACAUCCUACAGCCGACACCGCCAGCGGUUACCAGCACUCAUCCCGAGUCUGACUAUAAGAACAAGGACUGGGUUUUCAUCAACUACACCUACAAACGCUUCGAGGGUUUGACAGCCAGAGGAGCCAUUCCAUCAUACAUGAAGACAGGCAAAAGAUGAACCUGCUUCCAUCUGAUCUUCAUCGGCUGACGCUACCAAAGAAAAGAUUUUUGCUCUUCUACUUUAAAAAACGCGUUUGCACUGCUGGAUAUUUCUGUCGUUUGAUUUUCAUCAGAAUGUAGUUUUCUUUGUAACAGCGGAAACUGUUUUUUAUAUUCUUCUAAACUCUUCGUGUCUUCAGUGAUGAAUUAUCAUUUGCUUUUAUAAUAUAUAUAUAUAUAUAUAUAUAUAUAUAUAUAUUGUGCCUUGUAACUUUGUAUUUGGAAAGAAACUCAUGCUGGAUUUAUUUUGUGCUUUUAUUCUGAUUUUAUUGACAAAUUCUGGGUGGAAGCCCAUGGAUGCAUAGCAGAUGUAUGUUUGAUGCACUCAAGUGUUAUAGUUCUUUUGCAUGCGUAUGUCCCUUUUAAUCUUGUUUUGAAGCUUCUUUUUUUGGUUAUGUAGCUUUGUGACAGAUAAAUUUGACUGGUACUGAUUUGACUUUCAAAGGUACAGACGGUCACAGGGUACAGCGCUAUAAACCUGCCAACAAAACAAGCAUUUACGCUUUGUGAACACAUGGUCAUGAUGUUUGCGGUACACUUAAUAAUGUCAUGUAUAAAAACCACAGGUCUUGUGUCCUGAUGGACUCUUCAAACACUUUCCACAUGUUUUGAUAACUUUGCUGUUCAACAUCUAGUGCUGGAUUUUUAUAAAGAUAUUUAACCCAGCUGUAGUUCUUUUAGAAGGAUGUUGUUUGUCGGAUGAACAUCUCUUCAGUAUUAGGGUUGUGGACAUGCAAUAAAAACCUGUAGAUGCCUAA
Triplophysa dalaica is the source of this 2535-nucleotide messenger RNA. It is a transcript of the gene stk38b, whose product is annotated as serine/threonine kinase 38b. Gene Ontology annotation, molecular function: ATP binding; protein serine/threonine kinase activity. The coding region runs from base 330 to 1736 and encodes 468 amino acids. Gene Ontology annotation, biological process: peptidyl-serine phosphorylation; intracellular signal transduction. Lineage: Eukaryota; Metazoa; Chordata; Actinopteri; Cypriniformes; Nemacheilidae. The transcript has 12 exons. The record is from RefSeq and is a predicted model, not a curated record.